AUGUUGCCUCAAAACAAGGAUCGGGUGCUGCUACAGAACUCAGUGCCCUCAGGGUGCCCCCCUCAGGUCCUUUUACCAUUCGUGGAUUCCCCUCCAUCCAACCUACCACUUUUCUCUCAUUUUCAGUCUUUCCCUUCUCCUAAUCCAACUUUCUCCUCUUCCACAAAGUCCUAUCUUCCCUUAUCCCCUCCUCCUCAGCCCCACUCUCCUGGACUUCAUUUCUACUCUUCUGACUCAAAUUCUGAUUUUGUCCCACUUCCCUACACUUCCUCUCUCCCAAGUUCCCCCACUUUCUUUCAACAGAACUAUAACUGUUUCUCCCCUCCACAGUCCUCCUCUCCCUCCACCUACCCACUGUACCUCUCUCCUCCUCUUCCUCACUUUUCUCCUUCCCAGCUUCAGAACUCCCCUCCCCAUUCUCCUUGUCAGUCUUCCUCCCACCCCGAGGACCUCGGCAGCUUCUUGCCCACUACUCCCAGCCCCAGCCUCCCUUCUCCAGACAUCCACUCUAACAGGCAGUCAUGGCAGUGGCCUCAGUACAGAGACACCAUAUCUCCUGGAGUGGUAGGGAGUUGUGUGGCAAGCAAGAGGGACUCUUCAGAAUUCAGAGACCCAGGAGCACUUGCCCAGGCUCUGGUGGUCCAUUUGGGGCGCCGCCGCAUUGCAAACGACCUGCAGCUACUGCUUCUGCAGCACCUAUGGCUAGGCAGAACCAGCCAGGCACCAGUCGUAGAGUAUCCCAUAUGCCUGGUAUGCUUCCGGCCUCGCACAUCCUCUUGCCCCAACCCCAGUUACAAGCCUGGACCUCGGCUGCUUGCCUUCCCACAACUGCUGCCCUGGACUCAGGGCCAGGAAUCUGGGCCCUUCCGCAUAGGCAUAGGCUUUGGCCUCCGCCUGCCUCGAAGACAGGCCAGGGCCUUGCAUCUACUGCCAGAAAGAAAUCUGGAAGUGGGGUCUCAGGACGAGGCCCCCGGAACCCACCAGUAUCAAACACCAGCAACCCAAGCACCAACACUUCAAGCCCCAGGCACACUCUCCAAGGCAAAGAGCCUCAGGUCUGCAAGCCCAUCACCAAACUCCACCCAAUGUUCCAGGCCUCCUCAGUUUCAAGCACCAAGACAGGCCGCUGCUUCCCCAAAGUCCAGGCCUUCUCGUACCCCAAAGAGGCCCAUGUCUCCAGAGUAUCUUCUCCGAAAGUCACCAUCUUAG
Messenger RNA from Jaculus jaculus (lesser Egyptian jerboa), 1209 nucleotides. It is a transcript of the gene Prr30, whose product is annotated as proline rich 30. The record is from RefSeq and is a predicted model, not a curated record. Lineage: Eukaryota; Metazoa; Chordata; Mammalia; Rodentia; Dipodidae. The coding region runs from base 1 to 1209 and encodes 402 amino acids. The transcript has a single exon.